This is a messenger RNA of Neolamprologus brichardi, 2746 nucleotides long. RefSeq names its product calcium release activated channel regulator 2Ab (gene cracr2ab). Lineage: Eukaryota; Metazoa; Chordata; Actinopteri; Cichliformes; Cichlidae. The record is from RefSeq and is a predicted model, not a curated record. Gene Ontology annotation, molecular function: GTPase activity; calcium ion binding; GTP binding.
UGGUUGCAGAAUGACUUGUCUAACACUCGUCUGUGAGGCAAGACUUCCUAAACACAGUGCGGUCACAGCUUUGUUAAUACUGAGAGCGGAUACAAAAGGUUUCAGUUUGUUGUGCUCGUCAUUUGUAGAAGGAACCUGCAACCAGGUUUAAGUCUGUCUGUAACACACCAAGUUAUCAGUGAUCUCAUCAUCUGGUGCUACUUCCUGCCUCUGUUGUCAUGGUGACUCUAGGAGGCCCAGAGGACUGAAUAUAGGGCUAAUGAAGAAAACUUCAAAGUACACGCAACCUACCACCCAACAGUGUCCAUAAAAAAAUAAAUAUAUAACGAUAAGAGAGACACAGCGAAGCAUGGAGGAGGAGGAGGACGGGGUGAAUGGCUUUGGACGGAGCCCAGAGAGGAGGGGCUCUGACUGGGGCCGCAUUGCCCUGCUGGACAAGACAAAGGAGUUCUUCCAGACCUGUGAUGUGGAGGGAAAAGGCUUCAUCACUCGCACUGAUAUGAGGAGGCUCCACAGAGAGCUGCCUCUGUCCGCAAAGGAGCUGGAAGACGUGUUUGACUCUCUGGAUACAGACCACACGGGUUACCUCACACUGGAGGCAUUCACCUCUGGAUUCAGUCAGUUCUUGCAUGGUCGAAGGAUCUCUGUGACUGAUGACCAAAAUCAGGCCGCUGGCCCAGUCUUCAGGGCUAAGGAAGCCCUUUAUCAGAGCCAAUGGGAAGCCAAGCUGUCAGGAGUUGAGAAUGAGGAGGAGAGGCACUUCUGCAUGCUGCUGGAAAGCCUGGGAGCCAGUAAUGUAUUUGAAGAUCCAGACGAGGUGCGCAGCCUUUGGAUCCAGCUCAGACGUGAUGAGCCUUACCUCUUGUCCAAUUUUGAGGAAUUUCUGGCCAGGGUCACCCACCAAAUCAAGGAAGCUCAUCAGGAAAAGAAGGAGAUGGAGAGCGCCCUCCAGAGGAAGGCAGCAACACAUGACAGUGAGAUCCGGUAUUUAUAUGAAGAGAUGGAGGCACAGAUCAAAAAUGAGAAAGAACGACUGCUGCUAAAGGACUCUGAGCGGCUUCAGUUGCGCAGCCAGGACCUGGAGCACCAGCUUCUUACGAAGGAGAAAGAUUUGGAGCAGCUUUUCCAGAAGCAGAAACGGUUAGAGCACCAGUGCUCUGAGCUGAGCAGUGAGAAGCAGGAGAGCCACGUAGAGAACGUCAAACUGAAAAUGACCAACAAUGAGUUGUCCAGAGCGCUGGAGAGCACCAGCCAGGAGCUGGUGCUGGCCCAGGAACAGCUGGCUAUGCUGCAGGAACAGGCCUCCCGGCUACAACGGGAGAAAGAAAUGGAAAUGUACCGAGUAACUGAAGGACUGCAGAGGGAAAAGCAAAGUCUAAUGAAGCAGCUUGACCUCCUCAGAGAGAUGAACAAGCAUUUAAAGGAUGAGCGAGACUUGUGCUGUGGUGUACCUCGAACAUCACUCAGAAAGAAGCAGAAACAGAGAGCGGGCCUCGGCAAUAUAUUUGAUGACAGCAGCCAGCCAGCAAAAAGUGAAGAUGACACCACCACUGCCACCCCUGCUCCCUCCACCACAGCUGCUAGCAGCCCUGUGUGCCAACAAAGGCCUUCAGCGAAUAGGAACUCUGGCUUAGCCAACGGUCACAUCAGCCCCGCUCUGCCUAAAGUGCAUGACGUGAAGACAAAGGCCAAAAGGCUGUCCACCAAAAUAGCCGCCAGCAAGAGGGUGUUGGGGAGAAGCAGAGACAAAUCAAAGAAAGUCGAAAUUGAUAAGAAGGUGGCAGAAGAGGAGGAGGUGUUAGAUGCCCCGCCAGACGGGUGGCCCCUCCGCAGAGUCAUCUCCAUAGAAGAGGACCACCUGCCCCACCUGCUCCAAGGAGGAUCUCAGCCCUUACUGCACCAGCUCAGCGAGGAGGAAGACGAGAGGGAUGAGGAGGAAGAAGACGACAGAAGGAGCGGCCUCAGUGCUUCCCCACGUUACAUCUCAGUGUCAAAAGAAGCUCCUCCUGCAAGGAAAUCCUACUUUACUCAAUCGAAGAAGACCCCACCUGUAUCUCCAAGAGGACAGCCUGUGGGAAAGGAGACCUCACAGAAGGUGAAAGAACUGUUUGCCCCAGACCGCCUGUUUAAAGUGGUCCUGGUUGGAAAUUCCAGCGUUGGGAAAACAUCCCUGCUGCGCUCCUUCUGUGAGGGCCGUUUCCACCCUUCCACAACUGCUACUGUGGGUAUUGACUACAGUGUGAAGACAUUAACAUUGGACAAUAUGCAGGUAGCCAUGCAGCUUUGGGACACCGCAGGCCAAGAGAGGUACCGCAGCAUAACCAAGCAGUUCUUUCGCAAGGCAGAUGGUGUGGUGGUGAUGUAUGAUGUUACAGUGGAGGAGAGCUUCAAGGCUGUGCGGCCCUGGCUCACCAAUGUUCAGGAAGCAGCAGGAGAAGGGAUCCAUAUUCUCUUGCUAGGUAACAAAAUGGACAUGAACGAAGACAGGGAGGUGUCAUUUAAAGAAGCUGAGCAACUUGCUUAUGAAAACAAGGUGAUGUUCUCGGAGGUCAGUGCCUACACGGGAAAGAAUGUGACAGAGUCCCUGACUCACCUGGCCAGAGUGUUAAUGGAGCAGGAGGACACGGUGAGAGAUACAACAGUCAUACUCAGCACUCAGCCUGUGAAGAAGAAAGCCUGCUGCAAGUGAAGACUCAAGCUAACACAAAGAAAACCUAAAACCAUAGGGGGAAAAAUCUUUGUACUG